Zonotrichia leucophrys gambelii is the source of this 1233-nucleotide messenger RNA. RefSeq names its product insulin like growth factor 1 (gene IGF1). Gene Ontology annotation, cellular component: extracellular region. Lineage: Eukaryota; Metazoa; Chordata; Aves; Passeriformes; Passerellidae. The record is from RefSeq and is a predicted model, not a curated record. Bases 260 to 721 code for a protein of 153 amino acids. The transcript has 4 exons. Gene Ontology annotation, molecular function: hormone activity; growth factor activity; insulin-like growth factor receptor binding. Gene Ontology annotation, biological process: positive regulation of phosphatidylinositol 3-kinase/protein kinase B signal transduction; regulation of protein phosphorylation; cell population proliferation.
AAAUGCUCCCCCAGCUGUUUCCUGUCUACAGUGUCUGUGUAAUGUAGAUAAAUGUGAGGAUUUUCUCUAAAUCCCUCUUCUGUUUGCUAAAUCUCACUGUCACUGCUAAAAUCAGAGCAGAUAGAGCCUGCGCAAUGGAAUAAAGUCCUCAAUAUUGAAAUGUGACAUUGCUCUCAACAUCUCACAUCUCUCUGGAUUUCUUUUUUCUCAUCAUUACUGCUAACAAAUUCAUUUCCAGACUUUGCACUUUCAAGAAGCAAUGGAAAAAAUCAACAGUCUUUCAACACAAUUAGUUAAGUGCUGCUUGUGUGAUUUCUUGAAGGUGAAGAUGCACACUGUGUCCUACAUCCAUUUCUUCUACCUUGGCCUGUGUUUGCUUACUUUAACCACUUCUGUUGCUGCUGGCCCAGAGACACUCUGUGGUGCUGAGCUGGUUGAUGCUCUUCAGUUCGUGUGUGGAGACAGAGGCUUUUACUUCAGCAAGCCCACGGGGUACGGAUCCAGCAGUAGACGCUUACACCACAAGGGAAUAGUGGAUGAAUGCUGCUUCCAGAGCUGCGACCUGAGGAGGCUGGAGAUGUACUGUGCUCCGAUAAAACCGCCCAAAUCCGCGCGCUCCGUACGCGCCCAGCGCCACACCGACAUGCCAAAAGCACAAAAGGAAGUGCAUUUGAAGAACACAAGUAGAGGGAACACAGGAAACAGAAACUACAGAAUGUAAGAACAUGCCAUCCACAAGAAUGAAGAAUGAAUGUGCCAUCUGCAGGAUACUUUGCUGUAAAUAAAUUAUUCGUUAAACAUUGGAAGACUUAAAAAAACCUUUGUUUUAAAAAGCUUGAUGCAAUUUCAACCAAUGGGCAUUCUCCCAGUGAACAAUGCAACUAAACAUUCCAAUAUUAAGUCUUUAGAGAACAGAACAUUUUAACCAGACCAGAGCUAAAAAAAAUUCUGUGGUUGAUAUAUUGCUGUUUGUUAACCUGUUUUAAAUGUCCUGCACGAAAACUCAAAGUCCUGUGCCCCUCAAAAGCCUACAAAUUUUUGGGCUUUUGAUGGAUCCAAUUGCACUAAAUUAACCUAUGAACACUGGCUGCUGGAGUCAUUCAUCAGCCUUGUCUAAGUGGUGGUUUUUUUAUUUGCACUUCUUAACAAGCAACAGGCUGUUUGUUUUACAGUGUCUGAAAACAUUGUUUGUCUACCCCUUCAUAUUUGCACAGUUUUACAUUCCCAGUAACA